UCUGUUACCUUACCACCAACUCAAGGACUCAAAGAUUGUUUUUCUUCCUCAAUGGCGUUUAUGAGACUUGGCUCCAAAUCCGAAGCUUUCCAUCGUGAAGGCCAAACCUGGCUUUGCACCACAGGACUCGUGAGUGAUGUUACCAUUGAAGUUGGAGACAUGAAGUUUCAUCUCCACAAGUUUCCGCUGCUCUCUAGAAGUGGGCUUCUUGAGAAGUUAAUCGAAGAGUCUUCAACUGAUGAUGGAUCAGGCUGUGUGUUGAGUUUGGAUGAGAUACCGGGAGGUGGCAAAACGUUUGAGCUUGUAACCAAAUUCUGCUAUGGUGUGAAAAUCGAGCUUACUGCUUUCAAUGUUGUUAGCCUUCGAUGUGCAGCUGAGUACCUUGAGAUGACUGAUAACUAUGGAGAAGGGAAUCUUGUUGGUAUGACUGAGACUUUCCUCAACGAAGUGUUUGGGAACUGGACUGACUCGAUCAAAGCUCUUCAGACAUGUGAGGAAGUGAUUGAUUACGCUGAAGAUCUUCACAUUAUCUCUAGGUGUGUUGAUUCGUUAGCUGUCAAAGCGUGUGCUGAUCCAAGCCUUUUCAAUUGGCCCGUGGGAGGAGGAAAGAACGCAACGAGUGGGCAGAACACUGAAGAUGAAUCGCAUUUGUGGAACGGAAUCUCUGCGUCUGGAAAGAUGCUGCAACCUACCGGUGAAGAUUGGUGGUUUGAUGACGCUUCUUUUCUUAGCUUGCCUCUCUUCAAAAGACUCAUUACCGCUAUUGAAGCACGUGGCAUGAAGCUCGAGAACAUCGCGAUGGCGGUUAUGUACUAUACAAGGAAACAUGUUCCUCUGAUGAGUAGACAAGUAACCAUGGAUGAGCAAGUGAUUGAGACACCAAAUCCUUCUGAAGAAGACCAAAAAUCUUGUCUUGAAGAGAUUGUCGGGUUGCUUCCGAGCAAGAAAGGUGUAAACCCGACCAAGUUUCUUCUCAGGCUUCUUCAAACCGCAAUGGUGCUUCACGCAAGCCAAUCCUCGAGGGAGAAUCUGGAGAGACGAAUUGGAAAUCAGUUGGACCAAGCUGCUCUAGUUGAUCUUCUUAUUCCAAACAUGGGAUACUCUGAAACGCUUUACGAUGUUGAAUGCGUUUUGAGAAUGAUCGAACAAUUUGUUUCGUCAACCGAACAAGCAGGCAUCGUCCCUUCUCCUUGCAUCAUCGAAGAAGGACAUUUGGGGAAGGAUGGAGCUGAUUUGCUAACUCCAACAACGUUAGUGGCAACUCUUGUUGACGGUUAUCUCGCUGAGGUGGCACCUGAUGUUAACCUGAAGCUGGCGAAGUUCGAAGCCAUCGCUGCCGCAAUCCCUGACUAUGCAAGGCCACUAGAUGAUGGAGUUUAUCACGCAAUCGAUGUGUACUUGAAGGCGCAUCCAUGGAUUACGGAUUCAGAGAGAGAGCACAUAUGUAGACUCAUGAAUUGCCAGAAGCUCUCAUUGGAAGCUAGCACACACGCGGCUCAGAACGAGAGGCUGCCUCUUCGGGUGAUUGUUCAGGUGCUCUUUUUCGAACAGCUUAGGCUCAGGACAUCUGUAUCGGGCUGGUUCUUUGUCUCUGAGAAUCUAGACAACCCCGAUAACCAACAUGGUGCUAAUGGCGGUUUUAAACCCAGAGGUGAGAACGUAAGAGAACGGGUUUCUGAGCUGGAAAAGGAGUGUAUGAACAUGAAACAAGAGCUGCAUAAGCUGGUGAGGACGAAGAGAAGCUGGAAGAAUUUUACCAGGAAGCUUAACUUCAAGAAGAAAUCAGAAUGCUGCAAGCCAAAGGAUCAAGCAACACCAGCAAUUUGAGCAAAAUCCUCUGUUUUAAGGCAGAACUACUAGUAUUCUCUUCUCGUUUAGAUUAGCUUUGUUUUUCUGGUUCUUGAUGCGACUCUGUUUUCAAAAGUUUUCAUCUUUCUCUUAGUAUCUCGCUAAGAGUUUUGAUGCUUUUUAGAUAAAACUAGAGCUCUUGU
This is a messenger RNA of Arabidopsis arenosa, 1991 nucleotides long. Lineage: Eukaryota; Viridiplantae; Streptophyta; Magnoliopsida; Brassicales; Brassicaceae. The record is from the annotation of a GenBank genome assembly.